This is a messenger RNA of Drosophila persimilis, 1258 nucleotides long. Its product is annotated as suppressor APC domain-containing protein 2. Bases 1 to 1200 code for a protein of 399 amino acids. The record is from RefSeq and is a predicted model, not a curated record. The transcript has 2 exons. Lineage: Eukaryota; Metazoa; Arthropoda; Insecta; Diptera; Drosophilidae.
AUGCUGCGGCAGAAAACCAGCACCAGCAUGCUGGCCCUCAACACCAGCGAUGCUCUCAAUGGAAACAGUCCCAGCCAAGGACAGUCCCUGGACAUGGAUGCACUGCCUAAGCAAUUCGUGCUGUCCAUGAAGAAGCUCUUCGAUAUCCUGGACGACAAGCAGAGCGGCUACGUGAGGUAUGUGGACAUCGAAAAGGGUUGGCAGGACGAUGGGUCGAAGGGACUGCCGCGCGGGGUCCUGGACUCUCUGCGCCGGGUCACACCCAGCUGUGGCCUUCUCUCCUUCGAACGUUUCUGUGCCGGCCUGAAGCUAUGCCUGCUGCGCAAUCAGCAACAGAUGAGCGAAGCAAAGAUUCGGCCUCGAUCACAGCCCCAAAGCCUGGGCGCUGAUCUGGAGUACGGAUCGCCAGCACCACCGCCCAAGCCUCCGCGUCAGGCAGCAACCGUGGCCACAUCUCCUCCGGCUUUGGGCAAGGCGGACAUUCGCCACGCCCUCCAGAAUUGGCAGCUGAAUCUUAUGCACAGCGAGCGGGAUGCGAAUGCGAGUACAGUCAAGCAUAAGUCGCUAACGCUAAAGACCGCCCGCGAACAAUUCGAGCAUCGCGGAUCCGCGGAUGGUGGAUCAUCCUCCACCUCGGCCUCGGCCACCGACUGGAACCUGGCCCUGCCACCGAAGAAGUCGAGCAGCAAGCGGCGCGAGUCCCGCAGACACACGCUCCAGCACGGCAUCGACUACAAUAUGCUGAAGCGGCUCAAGCAGCUGGAGGAGCAGCGGGAGCUGCUGCUGUUUGGCCUAGACGGUGUGGAGAAGGCGCGGGACUGGUACAUGCAGCAGGUGCUCAACGUGCAGGAGCAGAUCAAGUAUUUCGGACGACUCGGCACCAGAUUCGAUCAAUGGUCGGAGCUGCAGCAAGAGCGCCUCAACUUCCAGCGGGCACGCGUUCUGGAGGCGAAUCGCAGCCUGGCCAUUCUGGCCGACACAUGGGAGCAUGGCGGCUAUCCGCUGCACAUCAAUCUAGCAAUGCCGUCGAAGCUCUCCGAUCUGCUAGAACGCGGCAAUCUCUACGAUCAGCAGCAGCAGCAUCCACACCAGCUCCAGCAGCUCCACAAUAUGCGUGCCAUGUCCAAUUUCGUCCUCAGCCAGCCCUCCCCCGAGAGCCAGUCCUCUGCGGGCCUGGGCGACGCCGAUGUGGUCUACUAGGGAAGAACUAGAAUAAGAAUGGAAAUAAGUCUUUGACUACUUUGUAAAUAGUGUAUGU